Molecule: messenger RNA, 1269 nt
Organism: Chaetura pelagica (chimney swift)
Lineage: Eukaryota; Metazoa; Chordata; Aves; Apodiformes; Apodidae
Gene: CD44
Product: CD44 molecule (Indian blood group)
Exons: 11
Coding region: 73-1269 (398 amino acids)
Biological process (GO): cell adhesion; inflammatory response; positive regulation of ERK1 and ERK2 cascade
Cellular component (GO): basolateral plasma membrane; macrophage migration inhibitory factor receptor complex; plasma membrane
Molecular function (GO): cytokine receptor activity; hyaluronic acid binding
Source: RefSeq, a predicted model, not a curated record
UUAAGAAGCGCCGGGGCUUUUCCUCAUUUUCCUCAGAAUUUCUGGUUUUUGCAAAACAAUUCCAAGAAAACAAUGGCAAGCUUCUCUUUAUGGGCAACUUUUGGAUUAUGUUUGCUGAAAGUCUGUUUAACAGAAACACAAUUCAAUAUAAGUUGCAGAUAUGGAGGAGUUUUUCAUGUUGAGAAAAAUGGUCGCUACAGCCUCACACGAUCUGAAGCAGUAGAACUCUGCAAAGCUCUCAAUAGUACCCUGUCAACAUUAGAGCAGCUGAAGAAAGCUCAUGAACUUGGAUUUGAAACUUGCAGGUAUGGUUUUGUAGUGGGAAAUAUUGUUAUCCCACGAAUCAAUCCCUAUCAUCUUUGUGCAGCAAAUCACACUGGCAUUUACAAACUUUCAGCAAAUACAACUGGUCGGUAUGAUGCAUACUGUUACAAUGCGACAGAAACAAGGGACAAAGCAUGUGAGCCAAUUGAAAGACUAGAUACUUCUUUCCUCAGUAAUCAGGGUGAAAUAGUCAUUGAUAAUGCAGAUGGCUCACAUUUUAACUCAGAUGGCACACGUCAUAGUGGAGACUUGUCAACCUCAAGUGCAGAUGAUGAAAAUGUAGGUAGUGGAUCAAUGCAUGACACAACUCCCAUGGAUCCCUUCAUCAGGAGAUCCAGCCCCUCAUAUUAUGGAAGUGCUACACCAGUCUCACAGCUGCCAGAUCAUUCUUCGGGAGGAGAUGAAAAAGAAAUUCCUAUAAAAGAUUCUGAUAAUGAAAUUUCUCCUGUCUCACCUGACAACUCUUUGGUGACGGCAGCUGAUGAUUCCCCUGAAGAAGAUGAAAUCCACCACCCAAGCUCAACAAGAUUAUCAUCCAGUGUAUAUGGUAAUCAAAGACCACACAAGGGACCUUAUGAAUCCACUACUUUAUUUGGAGAGAUGACAACAACAAAAAUGGAUUCACAACCAAGGUCAGCCCCGGUACCAGAAUGGCUUAUUAUAGUUGCUGCUCUUCUGGCACUUGCAUUGAUUCUUGCAGUGUGCAUUGCUGUUAACAGCCGGAGAAGAUGUGGGCAGAAGAAAAAGCUAGUGAUUAACAAUGGCAAAGGGGCAGUGGAAGACAGGAAGAUAAGUGGGUUAAAUGGAGAUGCAAGCAAAUCUCAAGAAAUGGUGCACUUGGUUCAUAAAGAGCAGUCAAAUGACCAAGCAGGAGCAUGUGAUGAAUUCCUGACCAUUAAUGAAACACAAAAUCAUCAGGAGCUUGAUACGAAGAGUGGAGUGUAA